Polistes dominula (European paper wasp) is the source of this 804-nucleotide messenger RNA. Its product is annotated as UPF0235 protein C15orf40 homolog. Lineage: Eukaryota; Metazoa; Arthropoda; Insecta; Hymenoptera; Vespidae. The record is from RefSeq and is a predicted model, not a curated record. Gene Ontology annotation, cellular component: cytoplasm.
GAAAAACAAAGAAUCAUAUUUUCUAAAUCACGCGGUUAAAAAUAUUCAAUCGUUGAAAGGUUGGUAACACUGUAAUACACCAGACACACCAAUCACUAAACUUGUUGAGGUUAAACGACACGCAAUAUUGAACAACACGAUUUAAUUAAUAACGUAUAUACUUAAAUAAUAAACUACCACAAAUGUCCGAAGAUACUUUAUCCUUAACUUAUCUUAAUGUGGAAUAAAUUAAUACGAAACGUUAUUAUUAUUAGAAAAAUGUCGAAACAAGGAGGCAAGAAAUCUAAAAAAACUCAGAACGUCGUUGUUGAUGUAAAUAAUACGAUAACCGGUCCUGUAACUGUUAGCAAAGACGGAAGUAUAUUAAUUAAAAUUCAAGCUAAACCUGGUGCUAAAAAUAACGGUAUAACAGAUAUUUCAGAAGAAGCUGUAGGUGUUGCAAUAUCUGCGCCUCCUGUACAAGGCGAAGCAAAUACUGAACUCGUGAAAUAUUUAGCAUCCGUAUUAGGUUUAAAAAAAUCAGAUGUAUCAUUAGAUCGAGGAUCGAAAGGUAGACAAAAAGUGAUCACUGCGACUGGAAUUACAGUGGAUCAAGCAUUGGAAAGAUUUAGAAAAGAAAUAGGUAAUUAAAUAAACAUCAUGUGAUAUUAACAUUUUCAUUAUAUUAUUCUUCUUUCAUCAUUCCUAUUCUUUUUAUAACUCGUAUCUGCUGUACAUACAAUAUACGACAAUCUAAAAAUAUCUUAAUCUUUUUUUAUUUUAUUUUAAAAUGGACGGAUUUUGAUAUAUCUCAUAUAACAUAUA